AUGAACCAGGGGGAAUGGGGGCUGCUGCCUGCCUGCCUUCCUUCUGCUGCGGAGGGAGAACUGGCCCUUGAAAUGAGCGUCAUGGUCCAAAACCCUAUGGUAGAUUGUGGGAGGGAGGCUGAGUGUAGGUACAGUUGACUGUGGAACUGUGAGUCAUGACUAGAACAACAUGGCUACCUGUAUCUGUGACCCUUCAACCCUGAAUCUAGUCUUGUCUUUGUCACCAGGGGACGGGACGCUGAGAGUGUGGGACGUGAAGACCGGGAGGUGCAGGCUGGCUAUCCCAGCCCACAAGGCAGAGAUCCUCAGCUGUGACUGGUGCAAAUACGAUCAGGUACCGUGGUACUUUACUGCAGUACAGCCCCCAACUGUUAAAACCUCAGCCCAAAACAUUUAAUUUGACGCUUGGAAGCAGGAGUUUAUGAAGUGGACCUAAAGACAUUUAGGUUUAAAAUGCCAACGCUUCAAUCCAUUAAUAAAACCCAUCCUGGGAUUGAGAACAGAGAUACUGUACAAUCACCUCUGCCACAUCCUAGCCUCACUGUCAUUGUUAUUAUUGAUAUUGCAUAUUUAUAUGUGAAAAGACCUCUAUAGGUUGAAAAAGGUCUUGUUUCAGCAUUUCUUGCCAUAAAGAUUAAUAUUUAUUUCCCCUAAUCAUAAUUAUUGUUGAUAAAUGCCUGUGUUAGUACAGUAUGUACCUUUGGGGCUCCCGAGUGGCGCAACGGUCUAAGGCACUGCAUCUCAGUGUUUGAGGCGUCACUACAGACCCCCUGGUUCGAUUCCAGGCUGUAUCACAACCAGCCGUGAUUGGGAGUCCCAUAGGGCGGCGCACAAUUGGCCCAGCGUCGUCCGGGUUUGGCCGGUGUAGGCCUUCAUUGUAAAUAAGAAUUUGUUCUUAACUGACUUGCCUAGUUAAAUAAAUAAAUAUAUAUAUAUAUUUUUUUUUUUUAUGUACCUUUGGGGGAAAGAAAUGACACUGUCUGGGCUGUCCUCAGAAUGUGAUAGUAACUGGAGCAGUGGACUGUAGCCUGUGUGUGUGGGACCUACGGAAUGUCCGGCAGCCUCUGUCACAUCUACUAGGCCAUUCCUACGCCAUACGAAGAGUAAAGGUAAUGUAGCAUCCCUUCUCACCCAUACACCAUCCUAGGGCUGGGCAGUAAACCAUAUGUUACUAUAUAACGGUAUUGAUGCACGGACCGGUUUGGAUUUUAACUUUACCUUACAUAACGGUAUUUCAAUAUUUGGUUUGUUAGUUUCAAGUUUUAAUGUCACAUGCACAAGUACAGUGAAAUGCCUUUCUUGCAAACUCAAUACCCAACAAUGUGAUAAUCAAAUCAAUGUAUUACUAGAACAAAAACACGAGAAAUAUGAAAUACACAAUAAAGUUAGUAAGUAAGUAAGCAUACUAUAUACAGGAAAUGUUGAAAAAGUCAGAUCCAAUACCAUAUUUACAUGUGCAGGGAUACUGGAGUGAUGGAGGUAGAUAUGUAGAGGUAAGGGGACUAGGCAGCAGGAUAUAAGAUAAACAGAGUAGCAGCAGCUUGUACGUGAGUGGGUGUGUAGAGUCAGUAUAAAUGUAUGUGCAUGUUAUGUGUGAGUGAGUGUUUGUGUGUGUGUAGGGCCCUGUCAGUGUGCAUAGAGACAGUGCAAAGAUUGAAAUAAAAGGUAAAUAAAGAUACAAGGUAAACUCAGAAAGUCCGUGUAGCUAUUUAUCAGUCGUAUUGCUUGGAUAUAGAAGCUGUUCAAGAGCCUGUUGGUGUCGGACUUGAUGCACCGGUACCUCUUGCCGUGCGGCAGCAGAGAAAAUAGUCUAUGGCUUGAGUGGUUGGGUUCUUUGACGAUUUUCCAGGCCUUCUUUUCACACCGCCUGAUAUAGAGGUCCUGGAUGGCAGGGAGCUUGGCCUCAGUGAUGUACUGGGCUGUCCGCACCACCCUCUGUAGCGCCAUGCGAUCGAGGGUGGUGCUAUUGCCAUACCAAGCAGUGAUGCGGCCAGUCAAUAUGAUUUGAGGGCCCAUACUAAACUUUUUCAACCUCCUGAGGGGGAAAAGGAACUGUUGCACCUUCUUCACGUGCGUGUAUGUUUGGACCAUUUUAAGUCUUUAGUGAUUUGGACACCGAGGAACUUGGUGCUGUUAAAUGUAUGAAUGUAAUAACUGAGUGAUGAAACUCGAAAAAUGAUGCCAAUUGUCCGUUCUGUCAGUAAGAGACUGCUAACCGAAUGUGCGCAUAAUGCACUUUUUUGCCAUGAUUCUUGCCUGUGAUGCAGUGCUGGUGCCAAAAGAAUUGUGGUGAAAGUAAGAACUGCCAUUGAAUCCAUUGAAAAUACUUGGUCAUAGACGGGUUGUUUGUUUAGCAACAAAACCGACGCGUUGUCACGAUCGUCUAACAGAGAUGAGGACCAAGGCGCAGCGUUGCAGGCAAACAUACUCUUUAUUAGAGACACGAUCAAAAACAACAAAACGAUAACGUGACAGUUCACGGUCUAACACAACAGACUAGAAACAAGAUCCCACAAACUCUGUGGGGAAACAGGCUGCUAAAGUAUGGUUCUCAAUCAGAGACAACAAGCAACAGCUGAAUCACGUUGCCUCUGAUUGAGAACCACACUGGCCAACAUAGAACAACAAUACUAGAAUGUGAAACCUAGAACAAAACACAGACUUUACACACCCUGGCUCAACAUAUUAGAGUCCCCAGAGCCAGGGCGUGACAGUACCCCCCCCCUAAAGGCGCGGACUCCGACCGCGCCCACCAAAUACCACAGGGGAGGGACCGGGUGGGCACUCCGCUUAGGCGGCGGAUCCGGCUCCGGGCCUGAUCCCCGCUCCCUCUCCAACCCCCCAAAGUACCCCUGGUCCGGUCUGGCCCCGCUGGCCGGAGCUGGACUGCACACUGGUGGAGCGGAUUGCUCUAGCUCCGGCGUGAAGCAUCUGACCGGUGCCGGACCAGCCACCGGUGGAACAGGCACGGGCCGUGCCGGACUGACGACGCACACCACUGGCUUGGUGUGGGGAGCAGGAGCGGGCCGAGCCGGGCUGACGAAACGCACCACUGACUUGGUGCGGGGAGCAGGAGCGGGCCGGACCGGGCUGACGAAGCGCACCACUGACUUGGUGCGGGGAGCAGGAACGGGCCGUGCCGGGCUGACGAAGCGCACCACUGACUUGGUGCGGGGAGCAGGAACGGGCCGAGCUGGGCUGACGAAACGCACCACUGACUUGGUGCGGGGAGCAGGAAUGGGCCGGACCGGGCUGACGACGCGCACCACUGACUUAUUGCGGGGAGCAGGAACAGGCCAGACAGGGCUGACGAAACGCACCACUGACUUGGUGCGGGGAGCAGGAAUGGGCCGGACUGGGCUGGCGACGCGCACCACAGACUUGGUGCGGGGAGCAGGAACAGGCCGGGCCGAGCUGGCGACGCGCACCGUAGACUUGGUGCGAGUGGCAGGAACAGGCCGGACCGUACUGGGAACACACACCACUGGCCCUACGUGGGGAUCAGGAACAGGCCGGACCUGACUGGCAACACACGCCAGUACCUCUCGCCGUGCCUCUACAUCCUCCUUCCCCCUGGUGACCAGUGACUCCCGUAACCUGGCGGCCUCCUGCUGCCCCGUCGUCCACGGCGUUAGCCCCCCCCUAAAAAAAUUAUGGGCUUCACUCCUACCCGUGGACCAGGUCUCCAUGCUUCUCGCCAGCCUUUCGCCCUUCUGCCUCCACGUCAAGCCCCUCUCUUCCUCACCCGGCUUGACCCAGUCGAGGAGGCGCUGGAUAUCCGCUAGGGAUUUCCCUGGCGAUGGCUCCUCGACCCGCUGCUUGGUCCAGUUCUGGUGGGAUCUUCUGUCACGAUCGUCUAACAGAGAUGAGGACCAAGGCGCAGCGUUGCAGGCAAACAUACUCUUUAUUAGAGACACGAUCAAAAACAACAAAACGAUAACGUGACAGUUCACGGUCUAACACAACAGACUAGAAACAAGAUCCCACAAACUCUGUGGGGAAACAGGCUGCUAAAGUAUGGGUCUCAAUCAGAGACAACAAGCAACAGCUGAAUCACGUUGCCUCUGAUUGAGAACCACACUGGCCAACAUAGAACAACAAUACUAGAAUGUGAAACCUAGAACAAAACACAUAGACUUUACACACCCUGGCUCAACAUAUUAGAGUCCCCAGAGCCAGGGCGUGACACGCGUGUGCGACUAGGGGGCAAAACAGACAGGGUUGGCUUAGAUUGUUGACAAAAUGUAAACUUUAUUUUGUUUCCGAAUGUUUAUUGAAAACAUAAAUACAUUUGCACAAUGAGCACUUGUUGUCUCUCAAAUACAUUGUUACAGUUGUUGGUUAGCUAGCUAGCAAAGUUGAGCCAUAUUAACAUUGACAUGAAAUCAGUCAAAACACCUCAAAACAAGACAUGGUAUCAAGAACAAGAUAAAACUUGCUGAAACGAGCCACCUACGAUUCCCCGCAUGGCAGCUUCGUCAUCGUUGCUAGCUUAUGAUUCAGAAUCAUAACAAAGCACGGCUUCCAUCCCCAUUGAUGCGUGCGCAUAAUUUCCGUGACAUUGUCAGACAACUCAUCUAUAGAGGAGAAUAAUUAUUCUGAUAAAGGAAAAGGGACUUUUUCACAAAAUAGAUGCAUACAAAGACAAAACAAAUGUGGUACAGUGUGGAAAUGAUAACACAUGAGUGAAGGAAAUGCAGAAAUAGAUGAAAAUGCAAAAAAAAGUAUUUGUGUUUGAAGUUUGAUUAAACAUUGUAAAACAAUCAGAAGAGAGAAAGCCCUGUUUAAAACCACUUAGAAUGUAUUUGUUGCCACCCCAGGAUCAUGCACUACUCAUGAAGCAUAUUUAGAACACAUAAAAUACUUUCAUACCGUCAAAAAUGAGAAAGAUAUCAUGAUAUUAUAUUCUGUCAUAUCGUCCAGCCCUACACCAUCCUCUCAGUUCCAAGAAAAGGCUUUUCCACUGUGUUAAAUUAUGUUAGCGAAUUGCCAGCUGUUGGAAGCAGGAAACAGCUCAGCAAUACUCGACAGCACCCCCUCCCUCUUUUUUUCACCUGUCUGCCUAGCAACCUGUUCUGGAAAGAUGGUUCUGGUGUGAUCAAAGCACUCAGCUGAAUGGAGUUAACAAGCGCAGUACAGUACGGUCUGAUGGGAUCCUAGGCAGCUUUGCAGUACACUGGGCCAGCUCACAGGCCCUGCUGUGGUGACAGCUAUAGAUUCUCCCCUCCAAGAUUUGUUUAAUGGAUUUUGAGAGAAAGGUGGUGGGUUGGAUGGGUCGGUCGACGGGCCCUAGCUACCGUGUCCAUCUAACAACCACCAAUUAGUCCGAUUAAACAGAAUUGACUUUACUCUGCCCCCCGACAGAUGGACCAGCAAGUGUCUAGACCUCAUCGGCCCUCAUCACAUGAUCCAUGUGAUUCUCACUCCUCUUAACAAUGGGGAAUCACCCUGCCACACACUUGAACAUCACAUAAUCAGCUAGAGCUAGCUACAACACUAUCAGUUGGAAGUCAGGUGUUUUCAGGACAGCUUUUUAGCAGGCGUGGGUAAUCAAUAGAUGCAGGGUGUUCAUAGGGGACCUUAUCUUGAGGUUUCCAGUGUGUUUGUAAACCUGCCAUCAGGUAUAGAUUUUCUUAAGGCAGCAAGUCUAUAUGAUGUUACAAAUAUAGCAUAUCAGCAAGUCUGGGAGGACACUGAAAAGAGUGCUCAAAGUAAAUGAAAAAGUGCUUGGCAAAUCCCUUGUGCUUACAUCAUGGAAAGAUAAUAUACUGUAGAUACAAGCAGAUAUUUGAUUACUUUCAUUUAACUACAUCAAAGCCCAAACUGAAAGAUGUGUAAAGGUAAAAGUGUUUAGUCAUGGUUGUGUGUGUGCCAGCCAAUUUCCCCCUCACUAGGGUGACCACAUGUCCCGGAUUGUGCGGGACAGUCCCGCAUUUUGGCCCUUUUUCACCCAACCAAACCAGACUCCCCAUUAAUUUGAUGAGAAUUGGCUUUCCAACCUAUUUCUUUCGCAGUCACGUUGCGUUUAUGACAAGAUAUAUACUCAGUUUAUUAGGUACACCUAUCUAGUACCGGGUUGGACCCCCCUUUGCCUCCAGAACAGCCUGAAUUCUUCAGGGCAUGGAAACAUUGCUCAAUUGGUAUCAAGGGACCUAACAUGUGCCAGGAAAGAUUCCCCACACCAUUACACCACUGCCACCAGCCUUUACCGUUGACACCAGGCAUGAUGGGGCCAUGGACUCAUGCUGCUUACGCCAAAUCCUGACUCUGCCAUCAGCAUGACGCAACAGGAACCGGGAUUUGUCGGACCAGGCAAUGUUUUUCCACUCCUCAAUUGUCCAGUGUUGGUGAUUGCGUGCCCACUGGAGCCGCUUCUUCUUGUUUUUAGCUGAUAGCAGUGGAACCCGGUGUGGUCGUCUGCUGCAAUAGCCCAUCCGUGACAAGGACCGACGAGUUGUGCGUUCUGAGAUGCGGUUCUGCACACCACUGUUGUACUGCGCUGUUAUUUUUUCUGUUUGUGGCCCGCCUGUUAGCUUGCACGAUUCUUGCCAUUCUCCUUCGACCUCUCAUCAACAAGCUGUUUUCGCCCACAGGACUGCCGCUGACUGGAUGUUUUUUGUUUGUCGCACCAUUCUCAGUAAACCGGCCGUUUCUGAGAUACUGGAAACGGCACGCCUGGCACCGACGAUCAUUCCACACUCAAAGUCGCUUAGCUCACUCGUUUUGCCAUUUCUAACAUUCAAUCGAACAGUAACUGAAUGCCUCGAUGCCUGUCUCCCUGCUUUAUAUAGCAAGCCACGGCCACGUGACUCACUGUCUGUAGGAACAAACCAUUGUCGUGAACAGGGUGAUGUACGUAAUAAACUGGCAACUGAGUGUAUAUCAUAAGGAUGUGGUACUGGUGAUGUUAAACACUUCUCCAAUCGUUGUUGAUAUUUUGCGCAGCGCAAGACGAGACGUAGGCCAAUGUCAUAUCGUCAGCCAAUCACAUUUGUCAAAUCCUUUCGGGCUACAUUUCAGCUAAACUUGGAGAGGACAGUUAACUACUUACAAAAAGCAUGCUUGUAACGAAGAGCUAACAAAAUAAGUAAAUAGCCAUAUUAGACUGAAAUAUAUAAGGUAAUUUAGCUAUUCAACAUAUUUGCUGCCACUUAAUCCUGUUUUAAAAGUCCCUUCCUGAUUGUUUUACAUUCCCUGAGACCAACCAGAAAUGUUUCCUUGGCCAAAUAUUCCCAGAUUUUCAUAAAACAGCCACACGUGAUCUCUCGUUUCUGCAUCACCAAAUUUUGUGCGAGGCAGAAGAGCAGGCUAAGUGUGCUUCAAUCAGGUUGCUCAAUGCAGCGGGAGAGGGAUUUUUGUUUGUGUGUGUUUAUUCAUGUAGGCUACACUGUCCGGCAAAUGUCCCGCAAAAUCAUCCAGUUGUCCCGCAUGAUUGUUUAUUUAUUUAUUUAUUUAUUUAUCCCCUUUUCUUCUCCCCAAUUUCAUCAUAUCCAAUUACGAUCUUGUCUCAUCGCUGCAACUCCCCAACGGGCUCAGGAGAGGCGAAGGUCAAGUCUUGCGUCUUCCGAAACAUGACCCGCCAAACCGUGCUCCUUAACACCCGCCCGCUUAACCCGGAAGCCAGCCGCUCCAAUGUGUCGGAGGAAACACAGUUCAACUGAUGACCGAAGUCAGCCUGCAGGCACCCGGCCUGCCACAAUAAGUCGCUAGAGCGCGAUGAGCCAAGUAAAGCCCCUUCGGCCAAACCCUCCCCUAACCUGCACGACGCUUGGCCAAUUGUGCACCGCCCUAUGGGACUCCCGGUCACGGCCGGUUGUGACACAGCCUGGGAUCGAACUCGGGUCUGUAGUGACGCCUCAAGCACUGCAAUGCUGUGCCUUAGACCGCUGCGCCACUCGGGAGGCGCAUUUGGGUAUUUUAAAUGUCACCCUACCCCUCACCUGUUAUUUUUAAAAAUGACUGUCAAAUUUUGCACGUUUAUAUCGUACUCUUAUGGCUUUUCCCACAGUUCUCUCCAUUCAACCAGACAGUGUUGGCCUCGUGUUCCUAUGACUUCACAGUCAGGUAAGACAUUCUAAUCAUGAUUCUGUAAUUCUUGUUCAGCUUGUAAUGCACACUGAGCCAUAAUAUCCCACUGAAUGAACAAUGUUUAAAGACAAAUGCCGCAUUAAAACAAGAUUUCAUUUGUGACACACAUUCAACUAUGCAGUGUCAGACCUUUACUAAAACCCAUUGGAGUCAGUGAAGCGUGAUCACUAGAUGAUACUGUUUCCUGGAAGAAGGGCAAUCUCCUGGAACUAUUUUUUUUUAAAUUACCUCCAGGAACACUCGUGUUUGAGGGGUCUGUAGAAAUAUGUGUAAAAUAUGCAUGCAAGCAAUGGGAAGACCAACUACAAUCGUACUAUGUUGAGUAGGGUCAUAAAAUCUGUAAUUUCAAGGUAGACUGGUUUAUUGUUAUUUGGCAAUGCAUAUUCUCAGUCUCAGAGUUUGAAUAUGUGAGCCUAAUUCCCAAACAAUGCAGUCAGUCAAGGGUGAGUUGUUUAGUGUCAUGCCUCCACCAACAGAACCCCACAUAAUCAGAGCAGGCAUCCCCAGUGCAGCAACAACAUGCUAGUCAAUCAUGACCCAUAAAUCACUUUUGUGUACCCUGUCGUCUUUUAGAAUCAUUCCUUGAGACAGAAUUAAAAUCAUCCUAUGCUAUUCUGUACUGAGAUCUUAUUCUAUUCCUCCCGUUUUUUCCAACCUUAGAUCUAUUUGAAUAAUGGCAAUGAUGCCUGUUGAGGUUGAUACAGAAAGUUGGGUUUUAAGGUACCCAAGCUGUCUCCUGUUCACAAAGUAAUGCGUCUGUAUCGGCCAUUAAGAUCUAGGUAUCGCUGGUCGUCCAAAGGGAGGGAAGGUUGUCUUGUAGGGAUGGGGGGAAAAAAUCGAUACAUUUUACAUAUCGGGAUAUUAUUUGUAAUUAUAUUUCGUAUCGUUUGGACUAUCGCAAUAUUAUUUUUGCGCUAGUUGGCUGUACCUGCACCAAAGCUCAUACUAUAUUUCCCUCAUAGCUUGUUCUCCAUCUUUUUUUAAAUAUGGAGCCAAUUUGUUGUCUCCACUUUUAUUUCCAUGUCUGAUCAAAACUUGUUUUCUCAUGGCUCUCUCUUGUCCUUCUGCAGCAGACAUAUGGUGAGCAAUAUGUUUGGAACAUCGAAUCGCAUUAAAAUCACAAUACAUAUAGAAUUGUGAGAAUCGCAUUCGGAAAGUAUUCAGACCCCUUGACUUUUUCCCCAUUUUGUUACGUUACAGCCUUAUUCUAAAAUUGAUUAAAUCGUUUUUUUCCCCUCAUCAAUCUACACACAAUACCCCAUAAUGACAAAGCAAAAACAGGUUUUUAGAACUUUUUGCAAAAAAACAGAGGAAAAAAAUAACUGAAAUAUGACAUUUUCAUAAGUAUUCAGACCCUAUACUUUGUUGAAGCACCUUUGGCAGCGAUUACAGCCUAGAGUCUUCUUGGGUAUGACGCUACAAGCUUGGCACACCUUUAUUUGGGGGAGUUUCUCCCAUUCUUCUCUGCAGAUCCUCUCAAGCUCUGUCAGGUUGGAUGGGGAGCGUCGCUGCACAGCUAUUUUCAGGUCUCUCCAGAGAUGUUCGAUCGGGUUCAAGUCCGGGCUCUGGCUGGGCCACUCAAGGACAUUCAGAGACUUGUCCCGAAGCCACUCCUGCGUUGUCUUGGCUGUGUGCUUAGGGUCGUUGUCCUAUUGGAAGGUGAACCUUCGCCCCAGUUUCAGGUCCUGAGCGCUCUUUAGCAGGUUUUCAUCAAGGAUCUCUCUGUACUUUGCUCCGCUCAUCUUUCCCUCGAUCCUGACUAGUCUCCCAGUCCCUGCCGCUGAAAAAUAUCCCCACAGCAUGAUGCUGCCACCACCAUGCUUCACCAUAGGGAUGGUGCCAAGUUUCCUCCAGACGUGACGCUUGGCAUUCAGGCCAAAGAGUUCAAUCUUGGUUUCAUAAGACCAGAUAAUCUUGUUUCUCAUGGUCUGAGAGUCCUUUAGGUGCCUUUUGGCAAACUCCAAGCGGGUCAUGUGCCUUUUACUAAGGAGUGGCUUCCGUCUGGCCACUCUACCAUAAAGGCCUGAUUGGUGGAGUGCUGCAGAGAUGGUUGUCCUUCUGGAAGGUUCUCCCAUCUCCACAGAGGAACUCUGGAGCUCUUUCAGAGUGACCAUCGGGUUCUUGGUCACCUCCCUGACCAAGGCCCUUCUCCCCCGAUUGCUCAGUUUGGAAGAGUCUUGGUGGUUCCAAACUUCUUCCAUUUAAGAAUGAUGGAGGCCACUGUGUUCUUGGGGUCCUUCAACGCUGCAGACAUUUUUUGGUACCCUUCCCCAGAUCUGUGCCUGGACACAAUCCUGUCUCGGAGCUCUACUGACAAUUAUUUCGACCUCAUGGCUUGGUUUUUGCGCUGACAUGCACUGUCAACUGUGGGACCUUAUAUAGACAGGUGUGUGCCUUACCAAAUCAUGUCCAAUCAAUUGAAUUUACCACAGGUGGACUCCAAUCAAGAUGUAGAAACAUCUCAAGGAUGAUCAAUGGAAACAGGAUGCACCUGAGCUCAAUUUCGAGUCUCAUAGCAAAGGGUCUGAAUACUUAUGUAAAUAAGGUAUUUCCGUGCUUUGAUAUUAUGGAGUAUUGCACUGUAUGUGUUCCAUAGAAAUGGCUUUGGGCAGUAGAAGUGUUUUGCUUUGAAUAGACCACCUAUUCAUUAUAGAAUGUCUAGAGUUUUUAUUUAUUUUUUAUUUUUUUAUUUUUUUUACCACAUGAAUGUCAUUAUGCGGUAUUGUGUGUAGAUUAAUGAGGGGGAAAAAAUAUUUAAAUUUUUUUCGAAUAAGGCUGUAACGUAACAAAAUGUGGAGAAAGGGAAGGGAUCUCAGUACUUUCCGAAUGCACUGUAUCGUAUCGGCACCUAAGUAUCGUGAUCGUAUAGUGAGGUCCCUGGCAAUUCCCAGCCCUAUUGUCUUGUGUAUCUGGUGGGGAAAAGUUGUAUUGUCACAUACACUGCAGUGAAAUGUGUUGUUUUACAGGGUCAGCCAUUGUAGUAUGGCACGGUAGUGGAACAAAGUAGGGUUAAGUGCCUUGCUCAAGGGCACAUCGACAGAGUUUUCACGUUGUCGGCUCGGGUAUUCGAAACAGCAACCUUUCGAUUACUGGCCCAAUGCUCUAACCGCUAGGCUACCUGCCGCCGUGUACAGUGCAGUGUUCAGUGGGCUGGUUGGCUGGUUGGCUGCUGAGGUUUGGACCAGCGCCAGCCUGACUUUUAUUGAUCUGGUCUGGGCCAAGACUGCCUUGGUUAAUUCAGGCAGAUUACUGUGGUGGUGUAUUUCAUUACAAAAAUCACUCUAACUCUCCCUCACUACACAAAUACAUUUUAUGCGACACCAGUCUUCUUCAUGCCCAUCCAAAACCAGCCUUAACUUGUUGUUUGAUGUCCGAAUCGAGUCAAUUGCUCUCGUGUGAAAAAACAAAAACAAAACAUUUUUUGGGGGGUGGAGGAUAAACACAGUUUUUCUCUCUCUCUGAUUGUGUGGAAAACUUGGUCUCUUUGUUGACGACUUGGUUGCAUCUGUCUGACAGAAAGUUAUGCCAUGUUACUCAAGUGCCCUUAGGUAAAACAUAAGUAACACACUUGCCACUGAUCGGGCUUACCAAAUAAAAACUUCCCACCCAGGAAUUAGUCAUUUUUGGGAGGUUUUCUUCAGUAUGCCAUCACUGGAUUACUGUCAUACUGUUUGGUGAAGGCCUACCUGAACUACACUCUAAAAAGUAAAGGUUCCUGGAGGAUCCUUUAGGGGUUCUUCAAAUUGAAACUGUGGGGGAACCCCUAUAAGUUAUUGAGAGUGUGGACAGGUGUCUUUUAUACAGGUAACGAGUUCAAACAGGUGCAGUUAAUACAGGUAAUGAGUGGAGAACAGGAGGGCUUCUUAAAGAAAAACUAACAGGUCUGUGAGAGCCGGAAUUCUUACUUGUUGGUAGGUGAUCAAAUACUUAUGUCAUGCAAUAAAAUGCAAAUUAAUUACUUAAAAAUCAUACAAUGUGAUUUCCUGGAUUUUAGUUUUAGAUUCCGUCUCUCACAGUUGAAGUGUACCUAUGAUAAAAAUUACAGACCUCUACAUGCUUUGUAAGUAGGAAAACCUGCAAAAUCGGCAUUGUAUCAAAUACUUGUUCUCCCCACUGUAUGCACGCAACACUUUUCCGUAGUUUAUUUUUUCGAUUUUUUUUUAACAAGUUAUUUUUUCAUUUCACUUCACCAAUUUCGACUAUUUUGUGUAUGUCCAUUACAUGAAAUCCAAAUAAAAAUCUAUUUAAAUGACAGUUUGUAAUGCAACAAAUAGGAAAAACGCCAAGGGGGAUGAAUACUUUUGCAAGGCACUGUACAUAUUCUUAACUCUUUGUUGAUUGAUAUCCAUUGAAUUGUAUCCAUUUUCUGUUUUAGAAAGAUUUGCACAAAUAUGAAAAGAUAGAUGGUAUCAUCAUAAAACAAUAUCAAUUUAGAUCAUACAAGGGACAAACCUUACCUUUAAAUUUAAGAGAUCUUGACAUUUGUCAGUUAAGUGCCUGCACCUGCAGUCCUUUCAAAUUCAAAUCCAAAUGUUUAGGUUGGGCAGUUAGGUUCCUGCAAGAACCCCACCAACUAUUGAGGUUCCUCGAUGAACCCCACCUCCUAUGCGGUUCUUGGAAGAACCUUUUGGGGGCAAUUUUCAGUGCCAAGAACCCUAAGGUUCUUCAAAGAACUUUGAGGAUCUUAGAAGAACCCUUGUUGAACCCCUAAACUAUUCUGUCUGCUAUUCACUCUUCACUUCCCUUGACUUGGCUUUUUGUUUCCGAUGUCACGUGAAAGUCAGUGGCUAUGGGAAAGCCCCUCCAUAUUUGAUUACCCCUUGUCCCACACUGGUGCCUCUGUGCUCCUAUAGCUCUAGACACACAGAGCAGGAUCAUGAGUCUCUCACUGAAUUUCAGUCUCAAGACUCAGUUAUAAUAAUUAGGUCAUUCCACCAAUUCGGUGCCUUUUGAGAAUUGUAACUUUGUCCAAAUAAACUUUAGAUUUCACCUAAUUUUUACAUUCUGUCAUAAAGAGCGCAUGUUUAACUUACUAAAAAACACUUUUUCCCAUCUCAAGAGGUUAUAGAAAAAAAAUUCCAGUAAGUGCCAAAUAAAGUAACAGUGUUGACAGUAACAGAGUUGAUGAUUUCUUCUUAAAUCAGCCAUAAAUCCCAUUGUGACAAGGGGAAUGGAAGCUUAUUGUGUGCAACGUGGAGUGGCAAUUGAAUGCAAGCUUGACAAAAAAAAGUUCAAAACAAUUUUUUGCCUGUCUAUCUAUGGGUAACAGAGUUGUGUUAUGCUCGACCCACUCAGUUUUCCACCACAAAAUACCAGAACAUGGCCAAAAAACGGUAGAACCAGCUCACCUGCUUUUACACUAUGAUUUGACUAUUAGAGGUUCAAUGUUUUUUUUGUUUUUUUAAGGAAUCGUUUCACCAUAUUCAAUCGAAAAUUAAGUUCCUUAAAAUGAGGGACAGACGUAAAUUAAUCACUAAUCACAUGAAAUAAAUAAGCAUCUCCAGAAAUGACUUUGUCAAAGCAACAAAAUAACAAUUUACAAUGAUGGUAAAACUUGGAGCAUUUUGAGAUUGUGGUUUAAAAUCUUCCUAGAAGUGACACAUGGUUGGGGGACAUGUCAAAAUGCAGAAUUUUGGCACUUUACCAAGCCUUUAUUCAUAUUACAAAUCCGAUUCAUAGAAUCUUCCAUAUUGUCUAUAUUAAAAGGCACUUCAUUUAAUAUAACAGGCUUUUAAAAUGCAAUAUGGUGCACAAUUUCUACUUAAAAUAUCAAAGGGCACUUUUUUUGUGUAACAACCCAAUUGUGUUGUGCUGGCCUGUACACGUGUGGGAGAAAUUAUCAGUUAUCAUUCAGAUUUAUAUAUGAUAUGGGUUACUGACCGGAUAUUUAACCAGAAUUGUCAGUGUAACUCAAGACCACGUUAGCCUACAGAGCUAAUAGCCUAAGUCUACGUACAUAUGACUGGGUAAACUCAUAGAUCAAUACUGUUUAAUGCAGAGCGUGUUAAGCCAUGGGAACAUGCUGUUGUGUCAUAUUCAGGGAAGAAACCAGGUAAUUAUUUCUGGCACUGCACUGCAUCGAUCACCUAUACUUUAAAGGUAAUUAACAGAAAUGAUUUUCCUUAGAACGUCAUCGCACUGCUGAACAAAAGGUUUGUUUUGCUAUAGAUUAAAAAAACACGGCCAUGCCUUGUGUGUCAUGUAUGUACUGUCCAUUCAUUACAGGCAUGGGACUGGGUAGAGGCGGUGGCACCUGUUGUAACGUAGACCUCAUCCCAGGCCUCUGUUUACUCACCACAAGUCAUGUUUGGGUGUCUUUAGAAUUCUGCCAGGUCCUGGUGUUUACAUGAGAUUAGGUGUCCUGUUUGACUCACAGCAUUAGGUGAGGUAGGGUUGCCAUGGUGGGCUCUGUUCAUUCAGGAGUGUUGGGACAGAAGGUAAAUGAUGCGCUGGCCGCUGCCUCCUGUUAUUGUAGGGCUAAUUAGAGCAGGAUAUUGCCUCACCUGAAUUAGCCUGAACGCUGGCUGGAUAUUGUGGGAGGAACGAGAAGGAGAGCCAUCUACAGUACCUGAGCUAGAGCGCGUCGCCACUGGGCCUGGAUCUGACUAACUGUUUGUUCCCACAGAAACGUAAUGAGUGUGAGUUAUGAAGAUGGAUCGUGUCGUCUUUUGAGUCCUACUGACACUACUCUCUUGAAGUGAAUGGGGUGGUACACCUGCUCGUCGAACAUUUCAUUCCAAAAUCAUGGGCAUUAAUAUGGAGUUGGCCCCCUCUCUGCUGCUAUAACAGCCUGCACUCUGCUGGGAAGGCUUUCCACUAGAUGUUGUAACAUUGUUGCAGGGACUUGCUUCACUUCAGCCACAAGAGCAUUAAUGAGGUCGGGAACUGAUGUCGGGCGAUUAGGCCUGGCUCGCAGUCGGUGUUCCAAUUCAUUCCAAAAGUGUUUGAUGGGGUUAAGGUCAGGGCUCUGUGCAGGCCAGUCAAGUUCUUCCACACUGAUCUCGACAAACCAUUUCUGUAUGGACCUCACUUUGUGCACAGGGGCAUUGUCAUGCUGAAACAGGAAAGGGUCUUCCCCAAACUGUUGCCACAAAGUUGGAAGCACAGAAUCGUCUAGAAUGUCAUUGUAUGCUGUAGCGUUAAGAUUCCCUUCACUGGAACUAAGGGGCCUAGCCCGAACCAUGAAAAACAGCCCCAGACCAUUAUUCCUACUCCACCAAACUUUACAGUUGGCACUAUGCAUUCGGGCACGUAGCUUUCUCCUGGCAUCCGCCAAACCCAUAUUCAUCCGUCGGACUGCCAGAUGGUGAAGAGUGAUUCCUCACUCCAGAGAACGCGUUUCCACUGCUCUUAGGCUUGUGUGCGGCUGCUCGGCCAUGGAAACUCAUUUCAUGAAGCUCCCGACAAACAGUUCUUGUGCUGACGUUGCUUUCAGAGGAAGUUUGGAACUCGGUAGUGAGUGUUGCAACCGAAGACAGACGAUUUUUACGCGCUACGCUCUUCAGCACACGGCAGUCCCGUUCUGUGAGCUUGUGUGGCCUACCACUUCGCGACUGAGCCGUUGUUGCUCCUAGACGUUUCCACUUCACAAUAACAGCACUUACAGUUGACCGGGGCAGCUCUAGCAGGGCAGAAAUUUGAUGAACUGACUUGUUGGAAAGGUGGCAUCCUAUGACGGUGCCACGUUGAAAGUCACUGAGCUCUUGAGUAAGGCCAUUCUACUGCCAAUGUUUGUCUAUGGAGAUUGCAUGGCUGUGUGCUCGAUUUUAUACACCUGUCAGCAACGGGUGUGGCUGAAAUAGCCGAAUCCACUAAUUUGAAAGGGUGUCCACAUACUUUUGUAAAUAUAGUGUACGUACUGUAGACACUAAAAGGCGGAAGCCUUGUUCUCUUUGUGGAUCUGUUUUAUUCUUCUGUUGAACACCGAUCUAUCAUUUAGACUAGAGAACACUCAACACAUAUUUUAUUUUCCGAGGCUAAUUUCCAAGUUUGUUUUCAUCAUCCGCAUUGUUUUCACAAACCUCUUAUUUCCUUUGACUCUAAUGCUCUAAGUGUAUUCUCUCUUGAAUGCAAUCCUACCUGUUAACAUCCAAUGGGCUCCAGUCCCACAGUGCAGUUACAGUAUGGGAGAGGCCUAGUGCUGAUUGACACUAACAGCUCUCUUUCUAUAAUAACUCUAAAUGACUGACUCCCCUGGCACACAUAAAUAGGCCCGGAGUAUUUUCAAAAGAACUAAUUUAAUUACAUUUGCUAAGUGGAUCAGUCUGGUGUGCGCUGCGUCAGGGCUUUGAGCCAUCGCCCCGGCCGUCAGAAGGGGAAUGAGGGAGAAACGGCCUUUCAAUUAGUGUGAUUGCCUCAUGUUGUGUUGGGCUGCGUCUGCUUCCACAGGCUCUGGGACUACUCCAGGACAGAGCAGCCGCUGCUGGAGACGCUGGAGCACCACUCAGAGUUCGUCUGUGGCCUGGACUUCAACCUGCACAUCCCCAACCAGGUAACACAUACCUGUCUGUCUCAGUAUCGUUUAACUAUCAUCUCACUGGCCCAUGCAUUUAUCUCAGCCACAGGGCUCAGCCAUUGGACCCAACCUCUGUGGAAAAAAUCGCUACUAGAGGUUCCGAUGCAGCGACGUAACACCACAGCGGACACUUACCCCUUAGAGAAAAACUCUAGGCCCAGCACUUUCACUUAGAGAAAAACUCUCAAACACUACUUCUGCCUUUUCCUGAGGUAUAUGUUGUACUGAAGAAAACUGUUGCGUAGAGUAAAUGUAUCCUUAUACAGUACACUGCAAUGCAGUUCUAUCUAUCAGUCUGUCUUACAGUAGCCAGCAUCCAUGAAUUAAAUUCUCCAGUCACAUUCUCCCUCACAAAUUGUUUGAUAUCAGUCCAGCUAUCAAUAUAGCAGAGGAACCAUAUAAUUGAAAACAUCACUCUCACGUCUUCUUAUUACUACUCCGUACCUAGCCUCUAGUGUUGGGUCUCUCAUGGCUGUUUACAUUGUUCAGCCUGAGAGGACUGGAAAAAUAGACUGAUAGGAUGUAAUAAGCUCUAUUGUAAAGGCUAGUCAUUACUGGGGAUGUCAUUAUUCACAUGACGCUGAUAGCCUGCCUGUAUUAUUCUCUGGAAAAAGCCUGUCACGCACAAUCUGGCGUAAAUACGACUGUGGGUGUGCAGUGUCCACGGAGGAUGGGGAUCUACACAAACCGAACAAACACACAUUCCUGGAAACUUUUGAAGUUUACCAGUAAACUACCAGAAUUCGGGUAUCUUUCAAGGAUUUGAUGUAAUCUAUCACAAUACAUCUAUAUUUAGGAUCAUGUUUUACAGCUUUGUCAUUCUUUAUUUUUUCUUAUUUAAUUAUUUCAUAUAUUUGAUAUGUGAUAAAGCCACACAGAGGGCCAGAGAUUAUUACAGACACCUGUGGUCAUCUGAAAUACCCAAAAGGGCCACUUGAUAUCUUGUGAUAACUUUGAAAGUUUCCAGGAAUGUGAUCAUCUGAAGUACCCUAAAGGGCCACUAGAUGUCUUGUGAUAACUUUGAAAGUUUCCAGGAAUGUGUGUUUGUUCGGUUUGUGUAGAUCCCCAUCCUCCGUGGACACUGCACACCCACAGUCGUAUUUACGCCAGAUUGUGUGUGACAGGCUUUUUCCAGAGAAUAUAUAUAUAUUUAGUUGUUGGCUGCUAGUUGUUGGCUGCUUUUCCUUCACUCUGUGGUCCGACUCAUCCCAAACCAUCUCAAUUGGGUUGAGGUCGGGUGAUUGUGGAGGCCAGGUCAUCUGAUGCAGCACUCCAUCACUCUCCUUCUUGGUAAAAUAGCCCUUACACAGCCUGGAGGUGUGUUUUGGGUCAUUGUCCUGUUGAAAAACAAAUGAUAGUCCCACUAAGCGCGAACCAGAUGUGAUGGCGUAUUGCUGCAGAAUGCUGUGGUAGCCAUGCUGGUUAAGUGUGCCUUGAAUUCUAAAUAAAUCACAGACAAUGUCACCAGCAAAGCACCAUCACACCUCCUCCUCCAUGCUUCACGGUGGGAACCACACAUGCAGAGAUCAUCCGUUCACCCACACCGCCUCUCACAAAGACACGGCGGUUGGAACCAAAAAUCUCACAUUUCGAUUCCAGACCAAAGGACACAUUUCCACCGGUCUAAUGUCCAUUGCUCAUGUUUCUUGGCCCAAGCAAGUCUCUUAUUAUUAUUGGUGUCCUUUAGUAGUGGUUUCUUUGCAGCAAUUCGACCAUGAAGGCCUGAUUCACACGGUCUCCUCUGAACAGUUGAUGUUGGGAUGUGUCUGUUACUUGAACUCUGUGAAGCAUUUAUUUGGGCUGCAAUUUCUGAGGCUGGUAACUCUAAUGAACGUAUCCUCUGCAGCAGAGGUAACUCUGGGUCUUCCUCAUGAGAGCCAGUUUCAUCAUAACGCUUGAUGGUUUUUGUGACUGUACUUGAAGAAACUUUCAAAGUUCUUGAUUCCAUAUGUGUUAUUUCAUAGUCAUCUGGCUUCUUCACCUGCGGGAUCGUCUGAGGGGGGUGGGGGUGGGGGGUGGGGGAUGCUGAGGAGUAUUUCUGUCUGUAAUAAAGCCCUUUUGUGGGGAAAAACUCAUUCUCAUUGGCUGUGCCUGGCUCCCCAGUGGGUGGGCCUAUGCCCUGCAAGGCCCCACCCAUGGCUGCACCCCUGCCCAGUCAUGUGAAAUCUGUAGAUUAGGGCCUAAUGAAUUUAUUUAAAUUGACUGAUUUCCUUAUAUGAACGAUAACUCUUUUAAAAUCUUUUAAAUUGUUGCAUGUUGCGUUUAUAUUUUUGUUCAGUAUAUUAUAGUACAAAUUAAAAUAAAUUUAAAAAAUCUACUUAGUGAAUACCAUUGGUGUUUAUGAGGGUUUCACCAUGAAAUGGCCUUAAUAUAUUUUUUUUUACAUACUUCGAUUUAUUUUACUAUGUCAAUGUGUUCAAUGUUUUGGCGUCAAACUGGUGCCAGUUGUGAACACAGUCAAUAGUUGGAAGAGCUGCAGAGUUCAUUGAAAAUAAUGCGAUUGUUGAUUAGAUGCUUUUUUUAUUAAUUAGGCUAUUUUCUCGUGAACCAUAUGGUCUAUCUACUAGAAAAAGUUAGUCAAGUAUAAAUUACCAAAGUUACGAUAAACGAUUGUCAUACAUUUUCUGUUAAUUACCAAAUUUCCUGAAGAUUCUGGUAACUUUAGUAAAUUACCAGUAGCUUUGUAACCUUACACACACACAGGGGCCUGCCUGUGGUGCAGUAUGCAGGGUCUGGACUGUGGGGAGUUCACAGUCAGGCCUGACGUCAGCACUCAGAGUGAUGGAUGAAAGACAGCAGGUCAGAACUGUCAAUGAGACAUCACAGCCAGGCUGUGACUCAGAUAACAGCAAUCAACUACUGCACAGUUCACUUCUCCACCUACUUCACACUAAUACAGGAUACCUCAACUGUGCAUAUAUUAGUAAAGGAAUUAGACUAAGACUUCUAUAUUUUAAAAGUUUGUGUCAGCAUAUCCUUUUGGAUUACCUUGAGGAUAAUCUUGAGGAGCCAAGCAAAAGGUAUUUUUUCCCUUCUGGCAGAAGUAGAUUUCGUAGAAAAGUAGAUCGCGUUUAACAUUCCUUUUUUAAGCAGUGGGAAUGGCAUCUCAGUCAUCCAUUUAGGUCUUGCACUUUACAUAAUUUCAGUUACCCGUAAAGUUUGUAAAUGUAAACACUUUUUUAAGGAUAUGCCUGCACUUGGAACAGUAAUCAAAAUUACUCAGAUGCCUUGCUUCUAAUUGUUUUCAAUGAUGACGUCCCCCGAGCCAAACUCGUCUGGGGGCUGAAAAUCUCUUUCUGGCAGAUGUGUGCCAGUUGCACAUCUACGGCUGCCAAUGGAAGUCGUGCCUACCCAGCGCAGCUAUACAAAAGCUUGCUUGGCACUCCAACCAAUUUGUUGGGGUAAGUGUGUUUUUUCAACCAUACAUUCUUCCUAAUUUACUCUGUCAGGCGCAGGUUUGUCUGUUGCCAACCUGCGGGGGUGCAGAAGGGUACGGUUACCUGUGCCAGGAAGAGGGGGCAUGCAGUAUUGAGCCGGGGAAAAACUCCUACAGCAAUGUUUCUCCCCCCCCCAUCAGUGGAGAGAAUAAACCGCAGGCUAACGCACAUAGCCGCCAAACCUCUAUCUCAACAUGCCAAGAAGAGACAGCCUUUACACACCCCACUACCCUCUCCAGUCUCCACAUGACUGGAAGUCUCCUACAGUACAGCCCCCAACCUUAUCCCUCUAUGAACAUACAGCGUGUCACUGCCCACCCACCAUCCCCUUGCCCUCUCCCCAGCUAAUGUGCAGAGUGGUCCCCCUCCCUCCCCCAAGGCAAUGCUGCAUGCAGUCACACGUGUCUGAUUGAUCUCCAGGUUGUGCUAGCCUCUGACCAGCUUAUAGUCGUUGUGCUGUGAAGCACACCACACCACACAGCACAACAGCCUCCCCUACAUAGACCCUCCAAACUGCAGCAAUUACAUGUUAACAAGUCCUUACGGAAGAGCAAAGUUAAGCUGCUUGGAAUGCAGGCUGGGGUAAUACAUCACAGAGGGGAGAAUAUGACAGCUAUUCUAACAGAGGAAAUUCAGGGAGAGCCUCUCAUAGUUUUCGUCCCUUAAAAUAGUUUGGAGAAAUCCGGUUUUGGAGAAAGUUGAAGUAUGGGAUUGGACCGCUCCGCUCUCUGCCACCCAGCAGGGACUGGGGACAGGGACACCCCUCAGGGGUCAUUCUUCUUCCUCUUCCUCCUUUACCCUCCAGACUGCUGCAGCGCUGGCUUUCACUUUAUGUUUUGCAGUAAAGUAAUUAAUGGAGGCCAUUUUUUCCUUCAAUGGCUGAGUCACGGGCUGGUCUGCUUGGCAGUGAGGCAGAUUCUCCUCUCUGUAGUACUCAAGAAUAAUGAAUUCCCCCCUCCCACCAAGAUACGGAGAGGAGAGGAAAGAGCUAAAUGAAGUAUGGAGCUCUAUUGGAGACAUAUUUCUUCAGGGCUAAAUCAUACUGGCAGAAUUCUAUAGCACCAUGUUUGUUAUUUUAUGACCCUCCAUACUUCAUUGUUCAUCAAAUAUAUGUUUUUCUUUAUUUUUACUAUUUUCUACAUUGUAGAAUAAUAGUGAAGACAUCAAAACUAUGAAAUAACACAUAUGGAAUCAUGUAGGAACCAAAAAAGUGUUAAACAAAUCAGCUUUGCACACUCUUGGCAUUCUCUCAACCAGCUUCAUGAGGUAGUCACCUGGAAUGCAUUUCAAUUAACAGGUGUGCGUUCUUAAAAGUUAAUUUGUGGAAUUCCUUUCCUUCUUAAUGCGUUUGAGCCAAUCAGUUGUAUUGUGACAAGGUACGGUUGGUAUACAGAAGAUAGCCCUAUUUGGUAAAAGACCAAGUCCAUAUUAUGGCAAGAAUAGCUCAAAUAAGCAAAGUGAAACGACAGUCCAUCAUUACUUUAAGACAUGAAGGUCAGUCAAUACGGGUAAUUUCAAGAACUUUGAAAGUUUCUUCAAGUGCAGUCGCAAAAACCAUCAAGCGCUAUGAUGAAACUGGCUCUCAUGAGGACCGCCACAGGAAUGGAAGACCCAGAGUUCAUUAGAGUUACCAGCCUCAGAAAUUGCAACCCAAAUAAAUGCUUCACAGAGUUCAAGCAACAGACACAUCUCAACAUCAACUGUUCAGAGGGGACUGUGUGAAUCAGGCCUUCAUGGUCGAUUUGCUGCAAAGAAACCACUGCUAAAGGACACAAAUAUGAAGAAGAGACCUGCUUGGGCCAAGAAACGUGAGCAAUGGACAUUAGACCAGUGGAAAUCUGUCCUUUGGUCUGCGUGAAGACUUUUGACUGCUGUGACAUGGAGCUUUUUGUCUUUGGAGCUAAAAAGCCCUGAUCAAUUUGCCAUGCUAUUGAAUAGCAUUUUCAUUGUCUUUAAAAAGACUAAAUGAAAGUGGACAGUGUGUAAUUGAGUUGAUAACCAUGACAUUCUGUACUUCUGAUAAGAGUUCAAACUAAUAACGAACCCCACUAAGGCUCAAAAACAUAUUUGUCUCCACAUUGUUGAAAAUACACUUUGAUGCCUUUGAGGCUUCAAAGCAAUGACUCUGCUUGAAUUGUCAAUCUCCACCCAGACACUGUAACUGCAGUAUAUAGAAUAAUAUUGAAAAUGUCUAAACAGUGUGUGCAAUUCUGUCUGAACAACAAAAAUAUGUGUCCUAACACUAAGACACUAUAAAAUGUUCAAUGCUAUUAUAGGAACAGCGGACAAUUGUGUACCAAAACUACCCUCAACGCUUCCCAUCCAGCUCUGAAAUCCCACCCAUUGUAUGAAUGUGACCGACCAUACAACAAGUCACAUGCAUCCUAAUAUAUCAUAGUCCUCUGUCUGACACCAGUUUGAAACCCAACAAAUAUUUAUUUUCUUGUCAUGUGAAAUCACAUGAGGACCUCAUCUCCAUCACUCGGUCACGUGGAGUCUCAUUUUGAUUAGUGCAAUCUGUCUUUGUGUCCACAGGUGGUGGACUGCUCCUGGGAUGAGACUGUAAAAAUCUACACACCUCCAUGCCUGGCUGCCCCGCCGCCUAGCGCACCGUAGAGAGCUCAUAAUUGCCCUGCCGCAAGGAACGGGAGAGAGGACUUUUAGGACGGCGGUGGGUUACGAUCACUGCCGUGGCGUUUGCCAAAGCUUCACUGCGGCUUUCAUAAUGAUGCUAUUAAAAGGGGGGCCGUAGGGACACGUCAUCAUAGCCCACACACACAACAGAGUCCGAAUACAGAUGGGAUAGCAGGGAUUCCUCCCCAUCUGGCCAUCAGAGAGAGAGAUAUGGGGAUCUGAAGGUUGCUCAACCAAACACGUGCCAACAAAGUGCCUGAUGAUCUGCUGUUUGUCCUUGUUGUUGGUAGAAUGCUUGUCCUUAUUGUUAGUAGAAUGUAUGCUCAUAUUGGUGUAUUUAGUGAUUUUUACAGAUUUAGUAAGUGGUUGAAAUUAUUUGAUUAUUUACUUAAUUUCUCUGGGUCCUCUACCAAGGAGGACUAGAAUUAACAAACCUGUCCAUAUAGCUCAACACACAGGCUUGAACUCUAUCGAUGAUCUUGUCAGACUUUCCAUUGCAUUAAAAUGUUCAUUCUACGGAUAUGAAAGUAAAUGUCAUGAAUCUGACAGGUUCUCUGUGCCCUGGUGGUGAGGGGAGAGAGCCAUCAUUUAGCCCUCAGAUAUCCCAGCUUUAUGCUGCUUAAUGCGUAUGAGUUACGCUGCUGAGGCCUGAACCAAAUGUUCUCUGGAGACCGUUUUUCUUUUUCUGUGUGAGUAAAUUUCAUAAUAAAAGUGACUGCACACAUACUCUGCGGGCACUCUGUCCCUUUCAAUGUCUUACAUGAAGCAGAGUCACUGGAUAGCUGUCUGGCAUUGCACUGAUCUGAAAUAGGCUCCUAAUUUGCUCUAACUCUCUUGGAUUUAGUAUUUUACCAUCUUCUUUGCAAUUGCUUCUUUUUUUACAUAUAGACUAAAUUAAUUGUCUUUCACCACUUUAUUCUGUUGCCUAUAGGCCUAUGUUUGUUUGUUUUAGUUUCUUUAUGUUUGUCUUAUCAAGAUUUGCUUAGCGCUAUGGACUAAAUGUCAAUCACACAGGAUGCAUUCGUAUCACUCUUAAUUCCUAGAGGCGAUAUGGGAAAACUAACAGGGGAAAUAUUAUAUAAACAGAAUGUGCCUUUCUUUGCUUAAAAUGUGAAAUAAUCAUGAAACAUACUAAUUAUUAUUGUUAAUAUUUUUGUAAUGCCUAUUGUAUUUUAAUGAUACUCCAUCAUUUUGAUUUUUCACACUGGAAGCUGAAUUGUCGUGGGAAACAUCAAUCUACAGAGAUAGUUAAUAAAGACAUCGGAGACAGUAAUGCGUGGUUGAGAUAACACUAUAGAGAGGGUUCCCCUCAAAGCUGUAUGUCCCUUGAAGAAAAUUAACUGGGUCCAUG
This is a messenger RNA of Coregonus sp. 'balchen', 24025 nucleotides long. The record is from the annotation of a GenBank genome assembly. Lineage: Eukaryota; Metazoa; Chordata; Actinopteri; Salmoniformes; Salmonidae.